Messenger RNA from Odobenus rosmarus divergens (Pacific walrus), 1567 nucleotides. It is a transcript of the gene SLC38A6, whose product is annotated as solute carrier family 38, member 6. The record is from RefSeq and is a predicted model, not a curated record. Gene Ontology annotation, molecular function: L-glutamine transmembrane transporter activity. Lineage: Eukaryota; Metazoa; Chordata; Mammalia; Carnivora; Odobenidae. Gene Ontology annotation, biological process: L-glutamine transport; amino acid transmembrane transport.
AUGGAGGCGCCCUGGGGGAUCGACAACGCUGAGCGGAGCUGGUACGUCUCUGCCCAGCAGCCCGAAGAGGCGGAGGCGGAAGAGUAGCCGUUGCUAAGCAACGAACUUUACAGACAGGGAUCCCCAGGUGUUUCAUUUGGUUUUUCUGUGUUUAAUUUGACGAAUGCCAUCAUGGGAAGUGGCAUCCUUGGCUUAGCUUAUGUUAUGGCUCAUACUGGCAUCCUUGGAUUUAGUUUCUUGCUGUUGAUAGUUGCUCUCCUGGCUUCUUACUCAGUUCACCUCCUGCUUAGUAUGUGCAUUCAGACAGCUGUGACAUCUUAUGAAGAUCUUGGACUCUUUGCAUUUGGAUUACCUGGAAAGGUGGCAGUAGCAGGCACCAUCCUAAUUCAGAAUAUUGGAGCUAUGUCAUCUUACCUUUUAAUUAUUAAAACAGAGCUUCCUGCUGCUAUUUCAGAAUUUUUGUCUGGAGACCAUACUAGGUCUUGGUAUCUCGAUGGACAAACACUGCUAAUAAUCAUUUGUGUUGGCAUCGUGUUCCCUCUUGCACUUCUUCCUAAAAUAGGCUUUCUUGGCUACACAAGUAGUUUAUCAUUUUUCUUUAUGGUGUUCUUUGCUCUUGUGGUGAUGAUUAAAAAAUGGUCCAUUCCUUGUCCUCUGCCAUUAAAUUAUGUAGAGCAAUACUUCCAGAUUUCAAAUGCUACAGAUGAUUGUAAACCAAAGCUCUUUCAUUUCUCCAAAGAGAGUGUUUAUGCCAUACCUACCAUGGCUUUUUCAUUUCUCUGCCAUACCUCAGUAUUGCCAAUAUACUGUGAACUUCAAAGCCCUUCAAAGAAAAGAAUGCAAAAUGUAACCCACACAGCAAUCGCCUUAAGUUUUCUCAUUUAUUUUAUAUCUGCACUCUUUGGGUACCUCACUUUUUAUGACAAAGUGGUGUCAGAAUUACUGCAAGGUUAUAGCACAUACUUGCCCCAUGAUGCUGUUCUCAUGACUGUGAAGUUAUGCCUACUAUUUGCUGUGCUUUUGACAGUCCCUCUAAUCCACUUCCCUGCAAGGAAAGCUUUAAUGAUGAUGUUUUUCUCCAGCUUUCCAUUCUCAUGGAUUCGCCAUUCUUUGAUCACUCUAGCAGCCAAUAUUAUCAUUGUUUUACUUGCAUUAUAUGUUCCUGACAUUAAGAAUGUAUUUGGUAUAGUUGGUUCCAGUACAUCAACGUGUUUGAUUUUUAUAUUCCCAGGACUGUUUUAUCUUAAACUUAGCAGAGAGGAUUUUCUCUCAUGGAAAAAGCUUGGGGCUUUUGUUUUGCUCAUCUUUGGAAUUUUGGUUGGGAAUUUUAGUUUAGCACUAAUCAUUUUUAAUUGGAUUAAUAAAUGAAAGAAAUAUGUUCCUACUUCUUAUGAAGAAUAAUUUACCUCUAUAUGCAAAAAAAGAGUAAUUCUGGAAGGCACCUUGGAUAAAUCCUUUUUAUAUGGGUAAACAUUUUUGUAAACAUUAUUAACAGAAAAGCAGAACAAAAUGGGAGUAGGUAGGGGAAAGUGGGUUUAUAACAGUUUUAAUUAAAAUAAAUUCAAAA